Dipodomys ordii (Ord's kangaroo rat) is the source of this 2004-nucleotide messenger RNA. RefSeq names its product vomeronasal type-2 receptor 116-like. Gene Ontology annotation, biological process: G protein-coupled receptor signaling pathway. Lineage: Eukaryota; Metazoa; Chordata; Mammalia; Rodentia; Heteromyidae. The transcript is spliced from 5 exons. Bases 1 to 2004 code for a protein of 667 amino acids. The record is from RefSeq and is a predicted model, not a curated record. Gene Ontology annotation, molecular function: G protein-coupled receptor activity. Gene Ontology annotation, cellular component: membrane.
AUGAAAUAUUUUUUGUUACAUUCACUCCAUGCCCCUCUCAUUUUCUCACACCACCAUGGAGAGAUUUCUGGUUUCAACAAUUUUAUCAAAACUGCUAACCCAUCCAAAUACCCAGAAGACUAUUUCCUUGCUUUGGUGUGGAUUCGCUUUUUUAAGUGCACAUUUUCUGAGUCUAGCUGUGUCACUUGGAAGAACUGUCCAGCCAAUGCGUCCUUGGAAUGGUUGCCUAGGUACCUUUUUGACAUGGGCAUGAUGGAAGAGAGUUACUAUAUAUAUAAUGCUGUGUAUGCUGUGGCUCAGGCCCUUCAUGAGAUGCUUAUUGGUCAAGCAGAAGCACAGCCAGUGGGAAAUGGAAGAAAACUUCAGUUUUCCCCUUCUCAGCUCCACCCCUUUCUGAAGAACAUCCAUUUCAACAAUCCUGCUGGUGACCAAGUGAUUUUGGAUGAGACAAAGAAAAUGGUGGCAGAGUAUGACAUUGUGAACCUUUGCAAUUUUCCAGAAGGUCUUAGGCAAGUGAUGAAAGUGGGAAACUUUUCUCCAUAUGCACCACAUGGGCAUCAAUUAUCUCUAUCCAAUGAUAACAUAGAAUGGCCCAUCUCAUUUACGGAGACUCCGCAGUCUGUCUGCAGUGAGAGUUGUGGUCCUGGAUUCAGAAAAUCCCCUCAGGAGGGAAAGUCUGUCUGUUGCUUUGAUUGUAUCCCUUGCCCUGAGAAUGAGAUUUCUAAUGGUACAGAUUUGGAACAGUGUGUGAGGUGCCCAGAUCAUCAGUAUGCCAACAUAGAGAAAAACCUCUGCCUGCUGAAAUCUGAGAGCUUCCUGGACUCUAGGGACCCUCUGGGGAUGACUCUAGUCUGCUUAGCUCUCUGCCUCUCUGCACUAACCACUGCUGUUAUUGGGAUUUUUACAAAGCACAACAACACUCCCAUUGUCAAGGCCAACAACAGGGCUCUCAGCUACAUCUUGCUCAUCUCCCUCAACUGCUGCUUUCUUUGCUCCUUGCUCUUCAUUGGACAUCCCAACACAGCCACGUGUGUCCUCCAGCAGACCACAUUUGGAGUUGUGUUCACUGUGGCUGUUUCCACUGUCUUGGCCAAAACUGUUACUGUGGUUCUGGCCUUCUCUGUAACUUCUUCAGGGAGAAGGAUGCGGUGGUUGCUGGUGUCAGGAAUGCCUAACUUCAUCAUUCCCAUCUGCACGCUGAUCCAGCUCAUUCUGUCUGGAAUCUGGUUGGGCACUUCUCCUCCAUUUGUUGACACCGAUGCACACUCAGAACAUGGCCAUAUUAUCAUCCUGUGCAACAUAGGCUCAGCCACUGCCUUCUAUUGUGUCCUGGGAUACCUGGGCUCCCUGGCCCUGGCAACCUUCACUGUGGCUUUCUUGGCCAGGAAACUGCCUGACACCUUCAAUGAGGCCAAGUUCCUGACCUUCAGUAUGUUGGUGUUCUGUAGUGUGUGGGUCACCUUCCUGCCUGUCUACCACAGCACCAAGGGGAAAACCAUGGUGGCCGUGGAGGUCUUCUCCAUCUUAGCUUCCAGUGCUGGCCUGUUAGGCUGCAUCUUUGUCCCUAAGUGCUAUGUCAUCUUGUUGAGGCCAGAGAGAAAUUCUCUGCAUGGUACACAUUCUGAACAUGACCACAUCAUCAUCCUGUACAACAAGGGCCCCCUCACUGCUUUCUACCAGGUCCUGGGCUCCCUGGGCUCCCUGACCCUGAGAAGCCUCACUGUGGCUAGUUUGGCCAGGGACCUGCCUGACACCUUCAAUGAGGCCAAGUUCCUGACCUUCAGUAUGUUGGUGUUCUGUAGUGUCUGGGUCACCUUUCAGCCUGCCUACCAUAGCACCAAGGGGAAAACCAUGGUAGCUGUGGAGCUCUCCACCUUGGCCUCCAGUGCUGGGCUUAUAGGCUGCAUCUUUGCCCCUAAGUGUGACAUCUUAAUAAGGUCUGAUAAAAAAUGUCAUUGUGAUUUCAGGGCUAAAAACCAUUCCAAGGGAAUUCAGCUUUGUUAA